AUGAUCGAGGCAACAUAUUCGCAAGGUACAAAAGCUAGGCCCUCUGGAACAUCGAAUGAUUCAACUCCAUCAGCUUUGAACAGGAUCCUUCUCCUCAACUCUGAUGUGUCGUUCGACAUCAGAUCGGUGCUUGCGCCUCUUAGCUCAGCACAAAAUGUGUCAAUCGAUCGCUGGUCUUUCAUCGACUUUGCAACCGGUUCUCUCCACUACAAGAGCAAUGGAGCCGGCGAAACCUAUAAUCCAUCCGCAGGCCAAGCAUCAACCACCGAAUUCGACACUAGCACUUCUUCCAAUAUAGAAUUUAAAGUGCUCGGGACGACAGGCCUUGACACCUGCACAGGUCUGAUCAUCGUUUCCCGGAAAUGCUGCGUCGUUGCACAAUUCUCAUCUGGAGGUCUGAGCACAGUACUCGGAGGCAGUAUCAGCGAAACGCCCUUGGCAACCGCAUUUCGUCGCUUUGUCCUCGAAAGACGACAUCAUUUCGAAGGCACCACGCUCGCUGUGAUUUUCCGACCCAGUCGUGUAGUGCAUCGGAUGGGCUCGCAUCAACCACGAGAUUCAGCGACCGGCGAGAGUGUAACGAGAUGGGCUUUCGUUCCCAUUGAAGCGAGAAUGGAUGAGCAUGACACUACUGGUAUCUUCAACGACAUCCUCAUUCUCACCAGCAUCCUCACAGGUUCUGGACUGCCACGUCAGAAUGUUAGAAUGGUCACCGAGUGUCAUCCUUACUCUGGGAGAAACGGACCAGGUCAUACUUGUCUUCUGGUCGAUGGAAGGUCGAGUCCGGGCGCUUUUCCACAAUUGUAUGCGAACUUGUACGAUUCAUCGAGCGGGCGAGAAGUACGUAGUCAGUCGAUUUACAUGCCAAUGUCAGUGUUAUGGACGCGAUAUCUGACAUGA
This is a messenger RNA of Pseudocercospora fijiensis CIRAD86, 900 nucleotides long. RefSeq lists its product as uncharacterized. The coding region runs from base 1 to 900 and encodes 299 amino acids. NCBI's taxonomy places the organism in Eukaryota, Fungi, Ascomycota, Dothideomycetes, Mycosphaerellales, Mycosphaerellaceae. The record is from RefSeq and is a predicted model, not a curated record. The transcript is spliced from 4 exons.